This is a messenger RNA of Cylicocyclus nassatus, 2098 nucleotides long. The record is from the annotation of a GenBank genome assembly. Lineage: Eukaryota; Metazoa; Nematoda; Chromadorea; Rhabditida; Strongylidae.
GGGCCUUUCCGGCUACCAUCCACAUACCACAAUACAACUGAGUUUUCUACAGCUCAAUUGUCUACUGUCACUAAUUUACGCCAAGCAAUCUACUUCUGCUGAACAAGCUAUUAUGAAGAUGAAGAUCCGCACCAGGGCUCGUAUCUCAAGCCUUACCCUGGCCAAGGGAGUGAGUUUUGGGAAGAAGCGGGACAAUUCGAACAAUUGCAAGAUUCGGACCAACUAUGGAAUGAUCGAAGGGCGCCGAUAUACUACUGUUGAUGGAUUCCAAAUGGAUGCGUUUUUGGGAGUGCCGUAUGCCCAACCGCCGGUGGGAGAGUUGAGGUUCAAGAAACCGCAACGUCUUGAACCAUGGGAUGGCGUACGAAAAUGCAAACAGUUCGGCAAUCGUUCGGUACAAAAUGAUAUGAUUUGGGACAAAUUUACAAUCAAUACACCGCAAGGCGAGGACUGCUUGUACCUGAACGUUUUUGCGCCGGCAAUCGAACCGGAUAAGAGCUAUCCGGUAAUGUUCUACAUUCAUGGAGGUGGUUUUUUGAUGGAUUCUGCUGUACGGUAUACGCCCGAGAAGAUGUCACGGCUCCUGGUAAGGCAUGGCGUGGUCGUUGUAACCAUCCAGUAUCGCCUGGGAUUUCUCGGUUAUUUUUGUACCGGUGAUGACGUCGCCAAGGGGAACUACGGAUUAUGGGAUCAGUAUGAGGCUCUGAAAUGGACCAAAGAGAAUAUUCACCAUUUUGGCGGCGAUCCUAAUAGGAUCACUGUCGCCGGCCAAAGCGCAGGAGCCGUGUCGGCUGAUCUGCUCUCGCUCUCUCCACUUUCUCGAGACAUGUUCCAACGAAAGAUCGUGAUGGGUGGAAGUACAUUUUGCUAUUGGUCCACGACCACAAAAGAAAAAUGUGCCGACUAUUGUCGACGAAAAGCGUUAAAACUGGGUUGGAGACCAAAGGAAGGCGGUUACGAAAAUCACGAAGAAGAAAGCAAAGACAUGCUGAGGUUCAUGAGAACUGUGCCAGCACACAGACUCGCGCUACACAUGAUUGGAAAUCGAGUAUUCUUCACUGAAGCUCGGCUACCCCUUACUCCCAUCGUUGAUGGCGAAAUCCUCCCCAAGCCAAUUCCUGAACUCCGCGCUGAAGCCCCAGUAAUGGAGUCGAUUUGCGGAGUUGGUCAACAGGAAUCGCUGCUUUUCUGUGCACUUGGAGCGAUUAAAGGCACGGGAAAGGACAUGGAUAAGGUGGUGCACGAAUUGGCCCGGCAAUCAGGGCUGAGCAUUGUGGAGGUGGAGAAUAUCAUGGGAAAACUUUACGGAGAUUUGGAUGUCUUACGAAAGGAUAGAAAGGCUAUGCAGGAGGCUUAUGUUACGUGCACCUCCGAUAUAUUCUCCAACUAUGGCUGCUAUAAGUAUCUCCAACACAGCCAACAACACAAUAAAUCCACAUUCGCCUACUACUUCACUUAUACAAGCAAACCCAUGUGGGGAUGGUUGAUGGCUACUGCUCCAUUCUUGUCCGGGACUCAUAGCUCGGAUAUCAUCUACUUGUUUGACUGUAACUACUACUCAUCACCAUUCCCAAUGAGCAAACCGGAUAGGAAGGUUGCUGAAAUGACCAGUGCUGCAUUUAUGGCAUUUGUGAAAAAUGGAAAUCCAAAUAAUGCCGAAGCACCGUUCAAAUGGGAAGAAGUGUCAAAGGAGGGCGAAAUGAAAAUGUUGGACUUUUGCGAGAGGCCGACGAUGAUUGAUCAGAUUUUCAACAAUCGAAUGCAACGGCUCCAAGAUCUUCUCAAGCAACUGACUCCACGUAAACACCAAGCUCCGUAAGCGCUUCAAACUCAGCAGCUUCUUCCCUUCAAAAUUUCCUCUAAUCUGGAUAUGAAACUCACAGCUGGAAGCUGCUCGGAUGCUCAGACUUCGCUCCUCGCCUGAAGUCAAAACUAGGAUUGUUAUUUUUUGUUCAUUGUUGCCUACUACACAACUGUGAUUUUGUCUGCAAUUUCACAUUCCACUUCUCAAAAUGGCUCUGAGCCAUUUGAGCAUACUAAUUCUUGUACAUUCCUUCUAAUCCGUGUCAGACAUAUUCUGGUCUUCACUGUAAAAUAC